Brassicogethes aeneus is the source of this 615-nucleotide messenger RNA. The record is from the annotation of a GenBank genome assembly. Lineage: Eukaryota; Metazoa; Arthropoda; Insecta; Coleoptera; Nitidulidae.
UUAAAGUUUACUUAAAACAUUUUUGUUUUAUCUUAUCCAGACAAUUGUAUAAAAUAAAAACGUAAUACUUAGGUAGUUGAUGAUCACUUUGCCUGGAUGGUUUUGAAAAAUAAAAUGAAUUCAAAUCCAAAUUUAUCUGAAGAAGGUCUUAUUAAACCUAAAAAACCGCCAAAUCCAGUUCGAGAAAACAGUGAAAGACAAAAUUUACACAAGGAGUUGCUUUUUAAUAAAAAAAUAGGAAAGAAUGUACUGGAUCAAAAAAGUGAGUUGCAAAAAGCCAUGGAAAAACAAAAGAGUAAUUUAGCAAAAAAGCAAUUGGAAAAAAAAUCAGUUACUGAAAUAUCGGAGUUACAGCGAAAAAUUUCAAAUUUGGGUGGAAAACAUAACAUGGAAAAGAAUGACGAGGACAAAGGAGUUAACAAGGAGUUUGUUAAUGUGAAAAUGACAUUGAGAAAUACUAAUCCAAAAUAGUAUGAAUUUAAGUUUUUAUACCUACUUAUGUAUUUUUUCUACUGUAAAUAUAUUACCUAUGAGAUUGUACCUGUUGCUAAAAAAAAUAAUUAACGUAUUUUUUACUUAAAUUGUUAUCUAGUGACCAUUUUUAUAAAAUAAAAU